AGGACGUAGUUCCGAAGCUUAUAAAUCACAAGGUGACAGUUUUACGGCGUACUCGUUACCUCUAGGCGUAUCACUGCGACCCCGGUCCUCUAGUGCUGUAUCUAAUAGGCUUCAAGCAUGUACGCGUGUGCUAAGUUUGUCACCUCACCUGCUGUGCUCCGUGGAGGAUCCAGGGCUUUGGCCCGGCCUGUUUCAGUGCUGUUCAGCAGACCUGAGGCGAGAACUGAGCAGGCUGCUCUGUUGCCAGUCAGUGAAGCAAGCCUUCUUAAUGUAACCCGGGGGAUCCAGACCAGUGCUGUAUCCAGAGAUAUCGACACUGCGGCCAAGUUCAUUGGUGCUGGCGCUGCCACAGUCGGUGUGGCCGGAUCAGGAGCAGGAAUCGGGACGGUGUUCGGCAGCCUCAUUAUUGGCUAUGCCAGGAAUCCCUCCCUGAAGCAGCAGCUCUUUUCCUAUGCCAUUUUGGGCUUUGCUUUGUCUGAGGCCAUGGGUUUGUUCUGUCUGAUGGUGGCGUUCCUCAUCCUGUUCGCCAUGUAAUUUGGAUGUCUUCUCCUCUCUCGCGGUUCGACUCAUGAUCUGGAGACUGGACACACAGAUUAGGCCGUGGCACCGCCAUUCCAACAAAACAACGAGAAGCUCUCCCUUUUUAUGUUUCCCCCAUACAGUUUUUCUCGAUCUGAAAAGUUUUAUGUAAGAACUCACUUCUCAAGACCAUCUGAAUAAAUUGUUGAAAUCUG
Molecule: messenger RNA, 734 nt
Organism: Carassius gibelio (silver crucian carp)
Lineage: Eukaryota; Metazoa; Chordata; Actinopteri; Cypriniformes; Cyprinidae
Product: ATP synthase F(0) complex subunit C2, mitochondrial
Exons: 5
Coding region: 118-534 (138 amino acids)
Biological process (GO): proton motive force-driven ATP synthesis; proton transmembrane transport
Molecular function (GO): proton transmembrane transporter activity
Source: RefSeq, a predicted model, not a curated record